AUGGUUGAAGCCAUCACGACAAUAGCUCAAUGUGGAGGAAUGAUCAUAAACAGACAUGAUAAGCACCUACUAUGCCGAGUUUACGGGGUGAUUGAAGUCACGACAUUUUACCUUCAACCAUUAGUAAUCGGAUCUGAGGUUCAAUGGCUAGGUGCAAUGACUAGGUGCAAUGCCUAUACGCGGAAGACGCAGACGUCUUGUGGAAGGGGAAAUUCUGACAUGGGUUACAUUCAACCCGGGAGACAUGUCGAGAUCAGCACCACAGAAGUUGAUAAGCGUUUAAGGACAGCAAAAUCAAACCUUUGCAACUUUCUCCAUGGCUUGAACGUCCAUCAUAAGCGGAGGUCAUACCCCGCCCAAGAAGUGUCUCCUAGGCUUUUGACGCAAGCGAUUCCCGAGGUGUCAAUACACCUUCGACGCGGGCUUUUCCCAAACAACCCUCGCCUCCUGCAACUCGAUCCACCUUCUACUCUCACCAGAAAGUCUCAUCUCAGAAUCCGGAUUGAUCCUGGACAGAAUACACCUCAUUUCCGUGUAUGCGAGGCUAUGCAGUUCCUUGGUCCGAAGCUGAAGGGCUUCCUGGCUUCUCUUUGGUCACUGGCGAAGCGAAGAUCACCCUGUCAGCGCUCUGUGAUAAAGACCGAUAGGAUCGUGAACUCUUAUCCUGAUACUUCAACAGCUGGCGGUAUGAAGAUGGCGACUUAUCCCUUCUGGUACCUAGAACCCACAGAAAAGGUCGCCUCCCUUGCGCACCACCAACGGCGAAGAGUGAGGAAGAGACGGGUUCAGUCGAAGCUUCUGGGCAAAAUUGGUGUUGAUUUUUCCCUCCGCUUGAAAAGUGGACAAGACUUUGUGGUGCGGUUGCCUAGAAGCUGCGAGUGUACCUCAACGUCAUUACCAAGACAAGAGAUGAGUUCCAUCGCAGGCAUCGUUCCGAGCUCCAAUGAGGUCCUGACAUGCGUGUUUGAUAGUAUGGCAUAUUCUGAGGCUCCCAAAGCCCCAGUAUAUCCUCCUUCAUCCUUGCCAGUGCUCAUGUACAGGUUCGGGCCGGGCGGUCCGGCGUUGGUGGACCAGGCAGAGCCGACCACAGCCACCAAACUUUCAUCCGAUAAUCUUUCAGCCACACGAGGACCUGGAUACACGGGAGAAAGCCCAUAUAUACCCCCUCAACUCCAUUCCAGUCACCAGCCAGCAGGCGCCCGUCUAGGUCGACGGGUCAGGUCAAACUGGCUGGGUGGUGGAGUGCGAGUAUCCGAGUUCGAAUCCCAGUAUGAGCACCAGAGAUGUAGCCCCCAAUUCAGCACCGGGGGGGCCACUUCAGAUGGACAGGGCGGCAUUCUAGUGACCACCUGGACGAACGACACCGGGAAUGCCUAG
This is a messenger RNA of Colletotrichum lupini, 1377 nucleotides long. RefSeq lists its product as uncharacterized. The transcript has 9 exons. NCBI's taxonomy places the organism in Eukaryota, Fungi, Ascomycota, Sordariomycetes, Glomerellales, Glomerellaceae. The record is from RefSeq and is a predicted model, not a curated record. The coding region runs from base 1 to 1377 and encodes 458 amino acids.